Messenger RNA from Epinephelus fuscoguttatus (brown-marbled grouper), 2233 nucleotides. Its product is annotated as transmembrane 6 superfamily member 1-like. The record is from RefSeq and is a predicted model, not a curated record. The coding region runs from base 681 to 1793 and encodes 370 amino acids. Gene Ontology annotation, cellular component: lysosomal membrane. NCBI's taxonomy places the organism in Eukaryota, Metazoa, Chordata, Actinopteri, Perciformes, Serranidae. The transcript has 10 exons.
AUUUAUUUAUCUCUAAAUCAGAUAAUGAACAUAUUAUAUGCAUCAAUGAUAUAUGUAAAAGUACACACAUGCGAUAAACACGUUUUACAUUUAUAUUUAUAAUUAAAAUCAUUUGCUUGUUGUUUAAAUUAAGUAUUACAUCCUGCUUCCUGCUUGAAGUUCUUCAAUCGGCCGCCAGGUGUCAGAGUUUUCACUUUCACUGAAGAACAUAAACAAACCUUCAGAGUCUAUUUACAGAUGAUAAUGAUAAAAAAAAUAAACCAAUUAUAGUCAUUCUAACACUAUAAUGCAAGCUCGUCUAUCACAUACAGCUGCGAUAAGACGCUCCGUCACAGCCGGUCAAGUGUGUGUGUGUGUGUGUGUGUGUGUGUGUGUGUGUGUGUGUGUGUGUGUGUGUGUGUGUGUGUGUGUGUGUGUGUGAAGGUAGGAGGCAGAGAGGUAGAGGAAGAGAGACAGAGGCAAGAGUGUGGAAGCGAGAAAGACCAGAAGAGCAAGACAGAGCAUGCCUGCUGCAGCUGAAUGAGUUUGUACCUUACCUUGCUUACAUUGUUGGACACAUCGUGACUUUCCCCUCCUUCCUUCAGACAUGGCUGGCAGACUCAAAAGGAGAGAGUUCAGUGGCUGAUUGGUUUUACAUUUCCAAUUCUCCUACAAGACAAAUCGCUCAAACCUGGUCCGCAAUGAGCGCGUCUGCAGGUACGGGAGUGUUCGUGCUCUCCCUGAUGUCCAUCCCCAUCUGCUAUUUAUUUAAUUCCCUCAUUUACAGCAACAGUGCUGAAGCCUUCCUAUUCGCUGGGUGUUCAACAGUCAUCAUCCUGGCCAUUUCAGUGAGUUGUAUGCUCAAGAAGAAGGCUCCAGCAGAUCCUCUUUUCUAUGCAGUCUAUGCAGUGUUUGCAUUCCUCAGUGUGGUGAAUCUGAUCAUCGGGCUGGAGCAGGACAACAUCAUUGAUGGAUUUGUGACGUUUUACCUCAGAGAGGCAAAUCCACACAUCAAUACAGCACAUGGGCACAUGAUCUCCUAUUGGGAUGGUUGUGUACAUUACCUCAUGUAUUUGCUCAUGAUUGCUGCAAUCACAUGGGGGGACAGUUACCGAGCCAUUGGACUCUACUGGGUGGGAUCUUUUCUCAUGCGUGCCAUAGUCUACAUUCUUGGGAAUGCUGUGGGGAAAUAUGGGACCCAAGUGACCCCUCUCUUCCUCCUCCACAUGUUAUAUAUCGCAGUGUCUGUGUGGGCCUGCUUCCGCGUCUUCAGCCAGCCCUCCACACGGGACGCUCAGUUGACUGACAUCCAGAGGGAUGGAAGAAAAGGUAUACUCCAAAGACCUCAAGACUUACUUUUCGUCAUCUACCUCAUCCCUGCUUUUGCUUUCUGUGUCUUCAGAGGCCUGGUUGUUCUGGACUAUUCCGGCAAAUGGUAUCAGGGCUACACGCAACAUUAUGAGCCUUACCUGAAAGACCCUUCAGCCUAUCCUAAAGUACAGAUGCUGGUGAGCAUGCUGUACUCCGGACCAUACUACAUCAUCACUCUCUACGGGCUGAUGGUGCCAGGAUGUGAGUGGAUGCCAGACCUGACUCUUGUACACUCGGGGGCACUGGCACAGGCACAGUUCACUCAUAUUGGCGCAUCUCUUCACACACGGACGCCAUUCUCCUACAGAGUCCCUGCAGAUGGCCAGUCUGUUUUCUUGCUUUUCAAUAUCCUGUAUGCUCUGGUGCCUCAGGCUCUGUGCUACCGCUGCUGCACCAAACCUGCCUUCUUCCUCAGACCAACGGCAGAUAAGAAGACUGAAUGACGGAAUGUGACAGCCAAGAAUGUCAAGGAUGCCUAAGUAAAAGGCUGAAGUACUUGCAAAGUACUGCUCUGUGUUUGCAGUUAUUAGCAGUUGCUAUUUUUGGAGAGGGAGAUGCCACCUUUGACCUUAAUGAGGGCUAAGUGGACAUAUUGGAAAGAUGACAAAAAUACUUAAAUGUCAAACAGAGUUUGUGCCAUCUAGCAUUUAUGUUUUGCUGCUUAUUUUGAAAAUGUGAACAUAUGAUACAUUUGAAUGGAAGUGUGUUUGUUUGUUUGAAGCAACAGGAAGGCCCUCACACAGUAACACAAUAAUGCUUUAAAACUUGUGUUUGGGAUUCAAACUACUUGACAAUAUUUACUGCUCGUAUAUGUAUAUUUUUUGGUAAUUUUUUGGUUACAAAAACUGCUUCCUUGUUGACACUGAGGUUUCUUUGCAGUGUC